AUGAGCUCCGUCCCCUCGAUUUCAGCCACGACGGAGACCCAUGUAGACAAGAUCAAGCAUCUGGCCAAGGAUCCAUUCGCGCCAUCCGUCACCGUCCAUCCUACGACAUCUCCACGUGACACCUCGCGCGAUGUGACCCUCCCAGACCUUCCAGAGCUCUUUGAUCCCGAUUUUCUCAAUAAGCUCCUUCCGAAGAUAGACACUUCCAUUUCCUCUCCCAAGGCUCCCGAGUCGAAGAAAUCUGCCUUUAUGGAUGCUCUCGACAAGGAGGAGAACAAGCAGUUCACUCAGAAUCUGGCUCAUGGGUUCAAAUCCACCGGAUCGGCGACGGUUGAUGCCUUCAACGGCUUGAACCCACAGACCGCGCAUGCAGACUAUGACAGAUUGCUUGCAAGGAGCUGGAGUGCGGAUCCUUUGGCGACUCUGAAGAUCAUCUGGAAUCUUCGCUCGAUCCACGAGGGCAAAAGCGAACGAGAAGGGUUCUACCGUGCCUGGGGUUGGCUAUACCGCAAUCACCCUCGAACGGCAAUCCUGAACCUCUCGGCGCUGACGGAGCCCCUCAUCGAGAAGAAGCUCAAGAAGAAGGCAAACAAGGAGGAUGGUGACGACGAUGAUGACCUGGUACUCGUUGGAGAUGAGCCGAAGGAGAGGGUGGUACGGGGAAUGAGCCAUGGCUAUUGGAAGGAUCCUCUCAACUUGCUCAUUCUGGCUGCGAGUGGCGAGCUAAACUCAUGCACCCAGACCUUCUCCUCUCUUCACGCACCCAAAACGGAAAAGACUAUGAUCAGUCAGCCUCAACGUGCUGGUCGUCGAGUACCCUACAACGGCGUGCGCCGCUCCAAGUCUACCAAUUCCGCAGGCGGGCACCGCGGCCACAAAGUCGUCAACAAGAAUGCACCCAAGCCAACGACGAGUGGCGAGGAACGUAUUGCUCAAGCGCUGCAACGUGACGCCGAGAACUCGGCCAAAGCAAAGGAGGAACGUGCUAAGCGAGAUGAAAAGGCUAGGAAAGGCAUAGAAGAGCUCAUAAAUACGUCACAGCCUUUCAAAGCAUUGUUCGUUUGUGUCGCACGCAUGUUCGCUGAUGCCCUCGAGCGUGAUGUCCGAAUCCUCGAACAGAUUGCCGAUCCUGCAACUGCUGACGAUGAGCGGAUCAACCUGUCCUUCCAGUUGUCCCUCGCAGCAAAGUUUGCUCCAUCUCUUGGAGGUACACACGACCGCAAGUCAAACAUCUCUUCGGCCAUUGCGGCACUUCUCGGAGAGCGCAAUGCUCUCCACGUACAGUAUGCCCCACCGAGCCCUAGGCAUGCAAUCCCUGUGGAGCAAAUGCAUAACCUCCGCAUGGCAUAUACCCGUUGGGUGAUCUCGCCCCUCCGGAGAUUCAUGCAAAUACCAGAGCUCUACAUGUCGACAAAUCGCUGGAACCAGCUCCCAUAUCAGCGGGUCGGGUCGACCUGCAUGCAAAAGAACAAGAAGCUGUUCAUAAAGCAUGAUAAGGCUCGGUUCUCCAAAUACUUGCGAGAUGUCGCCUCGGGCAAGCGGACGAUUAGCGGCGCGACACUGCUCCCUCAUACACUUCUCAUGGAAGCCCUGGACGCCUCCGAUGAUGGCUCCGGCAAUCCCGAAGAGAUGGCAGUGGUCGAAGCCCAAUGGAAGACUUUGGUCGAAAAGCUACGCGAGGCUGGAACGCUGGAAGAUUGCCUCGCCAUCUGCGACGUCUCCGGCAGCAUGGGAUCACUUGGCUCACACCGAGGCUGGAAAGGCCCAAUUGACCCCAUCUAUCCCGCUAUUGCUCUCAGUCUUGUCCUGUCCCAGGUUUCCCGAGAACCAUGGAAGGACCGCUUCAUCACGUUCAGUGAAAGCCCGGAGAUCGUCAAACUAAAUCCAGCGGACGGAUUUAUAGAGAGUGUGAGGCGCAUGGGUUCGGCCAACUGGGGCAUGAACACAGAUUUUAACGCCGUAUUCCUCAAGCUCAUUCUCCCUCUCGCGAUCAGCAACAAGCUACCCAAGGAUGAAAUGAUCAAGCGCCUCUUUGUGUUCUCUGAUAUGGAGUUCGAUGAGAGCACAACCUUUGUUGGAGACUUGAAGGAAACGUGGACGACCGAGCACGAAAAGGUCGCUAAAGCAUUCGCGGAGGCGGGUUACGAGGUUCCAGAGAUUGUCUACUGGAAUCUCAACGGCGCAGAGGGCUCGAAGCCCGUUCAAGCAGAUUGGGAAGGCGUCGUCUGUCUGAGCGGCUUCUCACCUAACAUGCUCAAGACCUUCAUGGAGGACGGAGGGGUUGAAGCACUUCAAGAGGAGAUGGAAAAAAUGGAGGUCGUCGAGGUUGAGCAGGCUGACGGUGAGACGGUGAUCACUACCAAGCCGGAGAAGCAGAAGAUGACUCCCGAAAUAUUCCUUCAAAAGGCGCUGGGCAAGCCAAGCUACGCCACGCUCGUGGUGGAGGAUUAG
This is a messenger RNA of Serendipita indica DSM 11827, 2451 nucleotides long. The record is from the annotation of a GenBank genome assembly. NCBI's taxonomy places the organism in Eukaryota, Fungi, Basidiomycota, Agaricomycetes, Sebacinales, Serendipitaceae.